Messenger RNA from Zea mays, 1201 nucleotides. RefSeq lists its product as uncharacterized. NCBI's taxonomy places the organism in Eukaryota, Viridiplantae, Streptophyta, Magnoliopsida, Poales, Poaceae. The record is from RefSeq and is marked validated. The transcript has a single exon. The coding region runs from base 83 to 919 and encodes 278 amino acids. Gene Ontology annotation, molecular function: S-adenosylmethionine-dependent methyltransferase activity.
CCCCAGUCCCCCACCGUCCCACGCCAUGCGGCCGCCCCCUUGCUAACCAACCACGGCGCCGCGCGCGCGCAUCGCCGUCGCAAUGGCCGCCGCCGACUCGUCCAAGCCCGCGCGCGCGGCCACGCUCCCCGCCCGCACGCUCCUCCUGGCGCUCCCCUUCCUCUCCCUCCUCCUCCUCUUCCUCUACGUCUACUCCACCACCUCGUGGCGCCCUGCAUCAGGCCUCCCCGCAACCGCCGCAACAACAACAACAACAACCGUCGCCACCACCACCACCACCACCGUGCCGCUGACCCCCUCCCCUCCGUCCCCGCACAUCCGGAUGCGGCGGUCCCGGUACCGUUCCUACGACGACUACCUCCGCCACCAGCUGAACAAGACGCUGGACCCGCGGCUCCGGCGGGUGUGGGCGACGCGGGACUGGCAGCGGAAGGUGGACGCGUUCGCGCGCCUCUUCGCGGGGCUCCGGGACGAGGGCCUCCUCUCCAACGCGUCCCGCGCGCUCUGCGUCGGCGCGCGCCUGGGCCAGGAGGUGGCCGCGCUGCGCCAGGUGGGCGUCCGGGGCGCGCUCGGCAUCGACCUGGCCCCGGCGCCGCCGCUCGUCGCCCGCGGCGACUUCCACGCGCAGCCCUUCCCCGACGCCACCUUCGACUUCGAGUUCUCCAACGUCUUCGACCACGCGCUGUACCCGGACCGCUUCGCCGCCGAGGUGGAGCGCACGCUGCGCCCCGGCGGCGUCGCCGUGCUCCACGUCGCCGUGCACCGCCGCGGGGACAGGUACUCCGCCAACGACCUGCUGGACGUGCGCGGCCUCGUCGGCCUGUUCCGCCGCUGCGACGUCGUGCGGGUGUCCAAGGUCGACGCCUUCGGGCUCGACACCGAGGUCAUCCUCCGCAAGAAGGGGUCGUCUCGCCGCUGACGACGUCUCUAGCCAUGCGUCCAUCCGCUGGGUCCUCCACAACAGUCACCGACCGAAUACACGAUCCAAUCUUGGCUUGCAAACUACGAACGGCAGAGAGAAAAAGGCAAGUGUUGGGCAUCGAUUUAUUUUGGUUUCUGUACUACUAAUUGUGGCAUUGUACCAACACCUAGCAAACACAGUAGGCAUCCAUCUUGUUCUUGCUUUGUAUACCUAGGCACCGAAUUGGUGGUAGUUAGGAAAAAACAAUUGAGUUCAAUUGAAUUGAAAUCAAUCCGCUUU